AUGCAGGGACAACACCACCUGCCACUCAGUAUCAACUUUGAUCUAAGCCGUAGUGUGAGCAAGAGCGAAGUCGGCCAAGACGGUGGCCACGAUCAUUACGACGAUGCGGUUACUAUUUCCAGUCCGAUUCUCAACAACGCGUUCCCGUUUUGCACCUCUACAUCUCCUGUUUGUCUUCAAUAAUGAACAUGCUCGACCAGACGAGAUUCAAAGGUAUCACUUCCAACACCGAUCAGGGUCCACCGCUGCCGCAGAGGAUGAUGUCGUUAUUGCCUUUAACACCGAACCUCUCGCUCCUGAACACUCAAUCGGGGGCUCUUCCGCAAGAAGGCGCGUCUCGGACUUUGGCAUCCCUCAGUACCACUCGUGACUUUCCUGAAACGAUUGCUCUGAGAAUUGAUGGUACGUCUUCAAAUGUCCAACCCAACAUCUGUACAUUACUCUGAACAUCGCUGAUAUCACGGUGUGGCGGGCUCCACUUGCUCAGUUUCGACCGUCGAUGCACGAUCUCCCUCCGGCCACUUAGUUGCUGGCGCGGCGGUGCGAAUGACGCCCUCUGUCCCCAUCAACUUCACAGCAGGAGCCUGUCGUUUUGUUUAUCUUCAGCAUGUGCUCGACGAGGUUGCUGACGAGCUCGGAAUUGCUCUGCAAGGUAUGCAGGACAAUCAUAGAGUGAUUCACCUAAUGAAUUGCCUGCACAUCGCUGACGAGCUCCUGCCAAUGCAAAUCUUCAGACGACUCCUGCUUUGAUUACUCCAUCGCCGAUCAGACCGAUGUCUCGUUUGCUCCGAGCCCGAUCUUCAUCUCCUCUCGAUACGUCAAGCUCGCGUCGUUCGCUGCCAGGGCCGAUUUCUCGGACCAAGUUCUUGAGUCGACCAGCUCCGCUCUCGACCUCGAAACGCUGCCAGCAGAAGCAUCACUGGUCUUUUCUGCUUUUGCUGCAAGAGUUUGACGCCGAGGACUCAAGCGCGCGCGACCUCUACCCUCCUUGCAGUAAGCCGUGCCCGCACGCCUGCCCCUCUUGCAAUAAGCCGUGCCCCGCACGCCUGCCCUUCCUGCAGUAAGCCGCGCCCCGCACGCCUGCCUCGAGCCUUGGUCUGUAAGCCGCACUUGCGCAAGAGUUUACCAAGCCCGCUCCUGCCGCACCUUUCAGUUCCCACUGCUUGCCGUUGCCGUACCAGUAUCGCUGUGUACCUCUGCCACCUCCUGCCAAGGUCAGUGGCCUUCCUUGAACUCUUCCUGCCGCCAUUUGGCUGACAGGUUCAGAGCUUCUCACAGGACCCCCCCAGCGAUACCGUACAGCUUCCGCCUUCCAGUCUUCUGCCUUACCAGUUGACGACGAACAGCUGCCACUGUGUACGCCUCUCUUUUUUUUUUCAACACUCCUUGUUGGAUGGUUGACUGACGCUCCAUACUUUGUAUGCAGCCGUCCGCCUGCACCUGCCAGUGCUGCGCCUCUUUCGUGUUCGACUGCGUCUCGCUCAAAGAGCCGAGGUACAUCACCCCCCUUCAGGCUCUACCUUAGGGUACUCCUGCUUUCGACUGUCCUUGUUGGACACGUUGACUGACUUGGCUACCUUGCUACACAGACCCACCCUCGACGUGCCAGCGUCCGAGGUCUGUUUUCCCUUUGCCUGCACCUGCCAGUGCUGCGCCUCUCUCCCGUUCGCCUGCGUCUCGCUCAAAGAGCCGAGGUACAUCACCCCCCUUCAGGCUCUACCUUAGGGUACUCCUGCUUUCGACUGUCCUUGUUGGACACGUUGACUGACUUGGCUACCUUGCUACACAGACCCACCCUCGACGUGCCAGCGUCUGAGGUCUGUUUCCUUUGCUGUCUUCUUGUCUCCAAGCGACACGCUUUACAAGCAUAGGUAUGCCAUAGUCCUCAGAGUCUUUGCAGUAUUCCGAGUACUAAUAGAAUCGCGCUUUACAAGCAUAGUCGUUCUAUCUUCGUCUCCUCCCACCCACCCUACAAAAUAAAUAAAUACAAAAACAGCCUUGUGUUCUUUCCUUUACUUUCUUAUCUAUGGUCUCUCGUGGGUAGAUUUUCAACCCAUCCCGUUUGUUACGGGAUGCCUGGUUCUUAUGCUGCAAAUCCGACUCCAUCCCAGCUUUACGAUGGAGUCGAUGUCAAUGAGGGUAUGCCUUUGUUUCCCUUCCGCAUCAAACAACGCUUGCAGAAUCAACUCGCCUACUGAAAAUGCUACCGCCUAAUCGCCACCUCAGAUCUACCAGCACCCUAAAGAUCGUCAUCAAUUUCUGCAUUGCACUUCCAUCCCCGCUCGCUCGCAAGCGGCACCUCUACAAGAUGAGGGCAGGACUGGAACACCCCCGCCUACAACCACUCUGGUCAGGACUCCUGAAACACACUGCAUCUUGGCGAGGCGGCAUCGGCAUCGAGCUUCUUUGCCAUAGCGCUACUACCGGUCAUCGCACACCCAUCCGCACGACCGACAACAUCCGAAUGACCCGGAAGAUGGAGACUACCCGGAAUUACCGAAGGACAACGAAGGACGAAUGAAGAUGACCGACCUCAUGCUCGAUGAGGGUUAG
This is a messenger RNA of Microbotryum saponariae, 2553 nucleotides long. Lineage: Eukaryota; Fungi; Basidiomycota; Microbotryomycetes; Microbotryales; Microbotryaceae. The record is from the annotation of a GenBank genome assembly.